CAGUAAUAAAAUUCUCUUCAGUAAUAAGACACAACGGUUGACUGGCGUUUACACCCGAGUUUCGGGUUCUAAAAUUAAUAAAAAGACUUUUUAGAAGAAAAAAAAUGUGCAAUACGUUUUUUUUGGGAGGAUUAUUGAUAGCUGCAGUGUCAUCAGCAUCAGUUGAAGACAGCUAUUCAAUUACAGAUGGUAUAAAAAUAAUUAACCGAAUGGAAUGGGGUGGAGACCCACCAAUCAAUCAAACAACUCCACUAUCAGUCGUUCCACCCCCGUACGUGAUAAUAAGUCACACAGCAGGUGAACUCUGCUCCACCCAAGCCAAGUGCUCCCAGGGUGUUCGUGCGAUUCAAACAAUGCACACUGCGAUUUUCAAAUGGAAUGACAUUGCAUACAACUUCCUGGUGGGUGGCGACGGAAACAUCUACGAGGGACGUGGCUGGGAAAUUGAAGGAGCCCAUACAUACAAUUACAACAAGAAGAGCAUAGGGAUAAGUUUCAUCGGAACUUUCAACGCGCUAGCCCCCAGUGACCAACAACUGACAGCUGCCAAGAAUCUACUCGAGGUAGGUGUGAAUAUGGGAAAACUAGCGGAGUAUUAUAAACUACUGGGUCACCGACAACUCUCUGAAACCCUAAGUCCAGGAGAUGAGCUCUACAAAAUUAUCCAGACGUGGCCACAUUGGAGUGAGGGACCUUGAUCGUGCUAAUCAAAUAAUUCAAUUAAAAAUGUGAUUGCAUGAUGAUGCGUGAUGAUAAAUUCUAUUGCGCGUAAUGAUAUUAUUAUAGAAUGCACAAUCGUUAUGUGGUACGUGCUUGCCAAUAAAUUUUUUUUUGUUAUCGA
Fopius arisanus is the source of this 841-nucleotide messenger RNA. RefSeq names its product peptidoglycan-recognition protein SC2. The transcript is spliced from 2 exons. Gene Ontology annotation, molecular function: zinc ion binding; peptidoglycan binding; N-acetylmuramoyl-L-alanine amidase activity. The coding region runs from base 105 to 698 and encodes 197 amino acids. The record is from RefSeq and is a predicted model, not a curated record. NCBI's taxonomy places the organism in Eukaryota, Metazoa, Arthropoda, Insecta, Hymenoptera, Braconidae. Gene Ontology annotation, biological process: peptidoglycan catabolic process; innate immune response.